AUGGCCAAUCCUGCUCCUUGCUGCGAGGAUGGCUGUGCGGCUGCGUACAACCCUGCGGUUUGGACGUCGCGCCGCCAGUCCCUUCAGCGGCACUUGGAGGCGGAGCAUGGCGUACGGAUCCGGCGGACCGUUAAUGUGUGCACCAUCUGCGGCGACACGCUGGGCCUUCGGCCCACGACGCACGCCUGCCUGGUCAACCGGCCAGCCAGUGCGCCUCCCCCUGUUUACCGACACCAGUGUUCAACCUGCUCGAGGUCCUUCACCUCACGGAGGGGCCUCCAAAACUACGAGCAGAGGCACAGGAGGGAGGAGGCGCUGGCCAGGCAGAACGCCGCAGCUGCACCGCCCACCCGCAGCAGCACCAACGGCCUCGCCCGGACCGGCCACCGCUCCGGAGCCGCCGUCGCAGGUGGCCCCCCUUCCCCCCUUCGGAGCGGGGAGGAGGGCCUUCCGGACGAGUUGGACCAACCGCAGCAGGCCACCGUCUCACCCACCCCGAGCACCGCCUCGGACCACCUCUCCCAGGUGGUUCCGCCCACCCCCCUGCUGAGCGGUGCCGGGGACCAGACGGACGAGCCUGCUGACCAGGCAGCGGACACGAGCUCCUCGGACCAGUACGAGAGUCCUGCAGCAGAGGACCCCGAGGAGCUCCCAGGGCAGACCGCGGGGCCAGCCGUCAAGAGACCAGCGUCUCCCGAGGCGACGGCACCCCGCGGCAACGACCAGGGCGACGGCAGCACGUACGGCACGCAGGAGGAAGCAGCCGACUCCAUGGGACCAGAGGGCGGUGCCUGGGUCUUGGCGGAGGAGACGGCGGAGCUGCGGGCGUUAAGCCGGUUACCUGUAGCAGACGAGCAGUGGGCGCGGUUCGAAGAGAUACUGGACCGCGCCGAGGCAGCCGUCACCGAGCACCUGCGGCUGCCGAAUCGGGGCUCGCGCCAAACACCACCACGGCGCGAGAUUAACCCCGAUAACGCUGCUCUAAUACAGGGUCUCUACAGGAGGAACCGGCGCCGGGCCGUCCGGCUGAUUGCGGAGGGCCCUUCGCAGCUCUGCCCGAUUGACCCAGGCACCCUGCACGCCUUCUACACCCGCCUCUGGUCCCCAGCAGCAGUGGACACGACACUCCUCAGGUCACGAGCCCCCACCAACGAGAAACUGGACACGUGCCCCUUUCUACCCGACGAAGUCGCAGCCAAGCUCCGGAGGUGCGAAAGUACAGCUCCUGGGGAGGACCACCUGACCUACCACCACUGGAGGCAGGUGGACCCGGACGGGCGGUACCUGGCGGCGGUAUUCAACGUCUGCCUCCUAUACCGCCGCACACCCCAGAGCUGGAAGUCGACGAGGACCAUCCUGAUCCACAAGAAGGGCGACCGCGAGGACCCCACAAACUGGCGACCCAUUGCCCUUGGUCGAACGAUCGCCAAACUGUAUGCCGGGUGUCUUACCACCCGGCUGCAGCGGUGGUUGGGCGACCAUGCGGUACUGUCCAGGUGUCAGAAGGGCUUCCUGCCGCACGAUGGGGUGUUCGAACACAACUUCGUGCUGCAGGGACGCCUGGACGACGCCAGGACGGGAGGUGAGGAGCUGUGCGUGGGGUUCCUCGACUACGCAAACGCCUUUGGCUCGGUCGCCCAUCAGGCCCUCGUCGAUGCUGUCCGCGGCGCCGGCGCGGGGGAGGCCUUCUCCGAGAUCGUGGAGGAGCUCUACCGCGCCAACACCACCUGCGUCGUGGCAGCUGCAGGCACCACGGAGCCAAUUCCCAUCGGAGCCGGUCUAAGGCAAGGCUGUCCGUUGAGCGGCCUGCUGUUCAACUUGGUGGUGGAUCCGAUCAUCAGAGCGGUGCAGGGAGGCGAUAAGCAGCACAACAUCCUUGCUUACGCCGAUGAUCUGACACUGCUCGCCAAGGACCCCGCCACCUUGCAGCGCCGUCUCAACAUGGUGACGGCUCUAUCGGACCGGCUCGGGCUGCGACUUAAGCCCGCCAAGUGCCGAACCCUCCACCUGUCCGGGCGCUACCCGGUGGGCACACGGCCCACCACCUUCACCGUAGGGAGCGACCCGGUCCCGGCACUGGCGGACUUCGAGGGGCACCGGUUCCUGGGGCGACCUGUGGGGUUCAGGGUGCUACCGGACCAGACGACGGUCGACGAGGCCAUCCAUCUCGGCAGAAAGCUGCUCUCCUCCAUGCUCACCCCGUGGCAGAGGCUGGAUGCAAUCAAAACAUUUCUGUAUCCAGCCCUCAACUUUGCCAUGCGGGUGGGCCUCGCCAGCAAGGGAGAGUGGCAUCGCUUGGACGAGGAGCUUCGCCCGCUGAUCAAGAAGACCCUGUACGUGCCGGCAAGAGCUUCGAACGAGUACGUGUACGGGAGCGCACGUGCCGGCACUGCAGGGAUCCCUCUUGCGGCGGAGCUCAGCGACAUCUGCCGAGUGGACGGAGCCUUCAAGCUCCUGUCGUCGACCGAUCCGGAGGUCCGGGAGCGAGCGAGGGAGGAGCUCCACCGGGUGGUGUCGAGGCGGCUACGGCGAGAGGCGGAGACGGAAGACAUCGAGGCCUACCUCUCGGGCGACACGGAGGGCGACUUCCGGCAGACUGCGACGCAACUCCAGUCUGUCUGGACGGAGGCCCGCAAGGCCUCCCGUCGCCUGACCGUCGCCUGGGAGAUGUUUGAGCAGGGCGCCCGCAUCACCUGCGGGGAGGCCACGGUGUCAGCGCGGAACCGCAACAAGCUGAUCAAGACCCUCCGGGCCAUCCUCAACCAGGGCCGGGACCGUUCUCUCCAGGACAAGCCGAACCAGGGCAAGGGGAUGGCGUGCGUAGCGGCGGACCCCGCCAACUCACACUUCAUGAGGUCCGGCCGCUACACCCGCUUCAAGGAGUGGCGCUUCAUCCACCGGGCCCGGCUGAACCUCCUCCCCCUCAACGGCACACGCACCUGGGUGCCCGCAGCAGACAAACGGUGCCGACGCUGCGGGUACGUGGAGGAGACACUGCCGCUCGUUCUUUGCCACUGCAUGCGGCAGAGCCGGGCCAUGACGGAGCGCCACAACGCCAUCGUCGCGCGCCUCAAGAAGGCGGCCCUGGGUCGGUUCACCGUCAUCGGAGAGAACCAGCAGGUCGGCGUCCCCGGCCUGCGGCCCGACCUGGUCCUGGCCCGAGGAGAGGAGGCCCUGAUCCUGGACGUCUGCUGUCCCUUCGACAACCGUAUGCAGGCGUUCCAGGAGGCCCGGAGGAUCAAGGAGGAGAAGUAUGCCCCUUUACAGCAACAUCUCCUCCGGCGGUUCCAGCGCGUCUCCGUCGAAGCCAUCGUCGUCGGCUGCCUCGGCUCGUGGGAUCCGGGCAACGACCGUGUCUGCCGCAGGUUAUGCUCCAAGAACUACCUGCGGACAAUGAAACGCCUUUGCGUCAGUGACACGGUCGCCGCUUCCACGAACAUUUACCGGCAUCACAUCGGUCGGCGGUGA
This is a messenger RNA of Rhipicephalus sanguineus (brown dog tick), 3468 nucleotides long. RefSeq lists its product as uncharacterized. The record is from RefSeq and is a predicted model, not a curated record. The transcript is spliced from 5 exons. Bases 1 to 3468 code for a protein of 1155 amino acids. NCBI's taxonomy places the organism in Eukaryota, Metazoa, Arthropoda, Arachnida, Ixodida, Ixodidae.